This is a messenger RNA of Papaver somniferum (opium poppy), 912 nucleotides long. RefSeq lists its product as uncharacterized. Bases 1 to 912 code for a protein of 303 amino acids. The transcript is spliced from 2 exons. Lineage: Eukaryota; Viridiplantae; Streptophyta; Magnoliopsida; Ranunculales; Papaveraceae. The record is from RefSeq and is a predicted model, not a curated record.
AUGGACAAAUCCUGGAUGGAUAAACAUAGGUUGUCUCCAGAAUAUGAACAAGGUGUUGAGAAAUUCUUGAGAUAUGCCAUCGAUCAUAUUCGUGACAGUAUGGAUACUGAUGAGAUAGAUGAUGAAAUUGAGAUAUUAUGUUCGUGUAGGGAAUGCAUGAACACUGGUUCUCUGCCAGUGCAUAAAGUGAGAAUUCACCUGUAUGUUAGUGGCAUCAAUCGAAACUACAAGAAUUGGAUUUGGCAUGGGGAAGAGGUUACUGCUAAUUCUAGGUCGUGUACUUCACAUGACGAUUUCCAAUAUGCGCAUGGUGACGAUGAGGAUGAAAUGGAGCUACCUGAAGAUGCUGCAGCAACAAUAGAUAUGGUUCAGGCUGCACAUGAAGAGUUCACAGGGGAUCCAGAUAGUUUCCAAAAGUUGAUUGAAGAUGCAGAAAAACCACUUUACCCAAGUUGUUCUUCGCAUACAAAGGUAUCGACAUUGAUUAGGCUAUUCAACAUAAAAGCAAAAGGUGGUUGGUCCGAUAAGAGCUUCACAGAAUUACUCCGUGAAGUUAAAAGCAUGCUCCCACCAAAUAACGAGUUGCCUGAGUCUAUGUACGAAGCUAAGAAAACUCUUAAUGCAUUAGGGAUGGAAUAUGAGAAAAUACAUGCAUGUCCCAAUGAUUGCCUGCUUUUCAGAAAGGAUUAUAAAGAUGAUAAUACUUGUCGGACCUGCGGAGCUUCUAGAUGGAAGAAGGCGCCAUCUGGUACGAGUAAAGGGGUGCCUGAGAAAGUGAUGUGGUAUUUUUCACCUAUUCCUAGAUUUCGAAGGAUGUUUCGGUCACCAAAGACAUCAAAACACCUGAUAUAUCAUAGCCUCCCAAGAGUUGAAGAUGUUCUGUUGGUGGCAAUUAUAGUUGUUGGCCGGUAA